AUGUCCGGACACGAUAACCCUGGGUUCGAGGACAUAGACCCGGAACCGGGACACACCUCAUCAUUACUGGACACACCUAUACCUCUAUACCAACCGUCACUUCUAACACCGCCGCACUCCCAGUCCUUUCUGACCCAAACCAUUCGCUUUGGGCCCUCACCGGACAGACAGGAAGAGUACGUUAUCGUACGGACACCACCACCGGUGCCAUCGCGAGCUGUCACUCCCGGCGCGCACACCCUAUCGACAUACGUGUCCGACGAUAGCGAUGACAGCGAUGAUGGGUCGGGUGCGUGGGCUCCCAGUGACCGGUACGGCGCGUCGGUGGCCACUAAUAUAACCAGUGGUGACUCAGACUUACAGAACAUUUCGCACCCGAUAGAGAGGCUACAGGAGGCCUACGAAAUGGCCGAUCCGUCACCGGGAGGACAGCCGGUGUUGUUGUCCAGCGGUGUGUUGAACGUGAGCAGUGCGGACGAGACGGGUAGUCGACUGGGCCGGUGGCUGAACCGUACGGUCGGUCCCCAGAGGGGUGUCGACCGGUUGGGCCGCAAAACCAUUAGGGAUUUGAAGAAAUUGCGGACUAAAGGCUUUGACGUACGGUAUGGGAAGCGCCGGGCGAUCGGCACCGGGAACUACGGCGCUGUGUAUUCGGGUGUCUAUACUUAUGGGAUUAUGAAUCUGACUGAGCGAGAGCGUCAGUACCUGGGCUACGACAUAGUGCCCGAUCGGACUCAAUUCGCGGCCAAAUAUGUCCAGUUUGGCGGCACCGGUGCCGAGACCCUAAUGCCCCGCAUAUACCACGAGAUUGAGAAACAGUGUAUGAAACGACUGGCCAAUCACACGAACAUUGUUGCCUUUAGGAUGGCAAUUAAUCUUGGACAAUCGCAUCGGGUGGUACGCCAUCGAGAUCAGCAGCAACAGCAUCACCAUGGUGAUCAGUUCCGGAGCUACGAACGCAUGUUUCUGAUCAUGGAGCUGGGCGACCGUGGUACUUUGGCCAACAUGGUAAGUAAUAGCAAAAUCAAUGACAUACUGGCUGUGAGUUUUAUACGCCAACUGUGUUCAGGUAUGGCAUACAUACACGGAAAGGGUAUCACUCACGGGGACGCCCAUUCGGGUAAUGUACUGGUGUUCAGCUCUAGCGGUCAAACCGGUGCCAAUUUGACGGCCAAAUGGACAGACUUUGGCCGUAGUCUGUGUCGCGACCACUGGUCCGGUAGGGAUAUGACGGACGCCGAGUUUUUGGCGCUCAUCCGUACGGAUGUCCAGCAAAUGGUUAUCAUUUUGAACGCCCUGUUAGAGUGCGCCCGGACUGCCGGCGCGGCUAAUACUGGUCUCGAUGUACAGCCUGUGCGCCGGUUUGUCGAGAGAUUGAGUCAAACGAACCGGUCAUUGGAUGAUGAGCUUAGGUUGCCAUUUCUCUCACAGACAGUGGAAGUGAUCGAAACCGACAGGAAUCUGGAGAGUAUAUGUGUGGCCCAAAUUCCAUACGAUGAUUGCGGUCAUCACGAAGUGCACAGCGUGUAUGUGAGUGGUUGCGCACCGGGUGUAUCGUGUACACUUCACAAGGCUGUUCAGACAAACAUCUCGGUCGAGUUUAAAGCUAACCAGGAUGCUGAUAAACUUGAGCACUAUCUACACGCUGACAUUGCUGGCAAAGACGUGGACCUGAUACCGAUGAUGGGACUGGACAAGGAUGCGUGCAAAUUGUUGAAGUGCCCCAUUAAAAAGGACGAGGUGCGAACUCUAACCUACAAAUUCACCAUACCCAAAACAAUGCCCAACACCGACGCUAAUGUUAAAUCAAGAUUGAUUGGCUCAGGUGGCGACCUGUAUUGCACAGGCACGUAUCUGUCUGUUCGCGAUUAA
Medioppia subpectinata is the source of this 1872-nucleotide messenger RNA. NCBI's taxonomy places the organism in Eukaryota, Metazoa, Arthropoda, Arachnida, Sarcoptiformes, Oppiidae. The record is from the annotation of a GenBank genome assembly.